Molecule: messenger RNA, 2384 nt
Organism: Salvia hispanica
Lineage: Eukaryota; Viridiplantae; Streptophyta; Magnoliopsida; Lamiales; Lamiaceae
Source: RefSeq, a predicted model, not a curated record
UUUGAUUUUUCAGUGUACUUAGCAGUUGCAUACGUGGUUGUUGUCAUCAAUGUUUCAGUUACUAACUGGUGGAGCGUGAAUCCAGAAUGUUAUAAUCAUUUGAUCAUCAAUGCUUUGAUUAUCAGUGUAAUUUAUACGCAUGUUUUUGUUUACUGUUUACAUGAUUAUAGUGAGCUUUUAAAGUGGUUAGGUUUUUCUAUAGCUGCAGGCUUCAAAAACGUAAGAUCGUCUUCCUAAGCCUUCAUGGUCGUUCGUGGCAGAAUCCUCGCUGUAUUCAACAGUUUCCCUCUGUUUCCAUCGAAGGCUCGUUUUGCGGUUGUCUCGAGGAGCUUCUUUGGUCGUUUGUUUACUUCAGAUGUUUCUGCGCUAGAUGGUUAUCCCUUGUCUGGCAAUCUAUCGUCUGAGCAACCCGAAAAAUGUGGAGAUAUGAAUAGGAAGCAUGAUAUUAAUGUCAUCAUCAACAAAGUUCUCAAUGCACAAAGUGAAUCCGAAGUCUUCCAGUCUCUGGCACAAGACAUUGAGUGUAACAAGAUACAAAUCACGCACAGCUUGGCCACAAGGUUGCUUCAUCGUUUUCAAGAUGAUUGGAAGUCUGCAAUUGGUGUUUUUAGAUGGGUGGAAACAUGUCAAGGGUAUAAACUUUUGCCGGAACAUUAUGAAAAAUUAGUGGAUGUAUUGGGAAAGAUGAAACAAAUGGAGAAGAUGAAGGAACUAGUUGGGGAAAUAUGUGAUAAUCAUCUCAUUUCCCUCAAUACAAUAGCAAAGAUGAUGAGGAGAUUGGCCGGUGCAGGAGAAUGGAAAGAAGCUGUCAAGAUUUUUGAUGAGUUAGAGAAAUUUGGAUUGGAAAAGAAUACCGAGUCUAUGAACAUACUUCUUGAUACCCUCUGCAAAGAACACAAAGUGGAGCAGGCGCGUGAACUAUUCUUGGAGCUGAAAUCACAUAUUACACCAAAUGCAAACACCUAUAACAUUUUUAUCCAUGGAUGGUGCAAAAUAAAGAGGGUUGAGGAGGCAGAGUGGACUAUCCAGGAAAUGAAGGGGCGUGGUUUUCGCCCAUGUGUCAUCAGCUACUCUACCAUAAUCCAAUUUUUUUGCUCGCAAUGCAAAUUCUACAGGGUUUAUGAGCUGCUUGACGAAAUGGAAGUGCAAGGAUGUCCUCCCAAUGUUGUUACUUUCACCACCAUUAUGAAUUCUUUUACGAAGUCAGGUUACAUAGAUGAAGCAUUACAGGUAGCUGAGAAAAUGAAAGUAGCAGGCUGCAAACCCGAUACCCAGUUUUAUAAUGCGCUGAUACAUACCCUAGGGAGAGCUGGCCUUAUAGAGGAGGCAUUAAAUGUUUUUACUAAGGAAAUGCCCAAUGGUAGAAUUAACCCAAAUACUUCAACUUUCAAUUCUAUGAUUGCUAUGUUUUGUCAUCACAAACAAGAGCAAAGGGCCCUGGAGUACCUUGGGAUUUUAGAACAGUCACCAUACUGUAAACCUGAUGUUCAAUCAUUCUAUCCGUUGCUGAAGUUGUAUUUUCGAGAUGGGAAGACAUGCAAGUGCUUGAAUCUCGUAGAUGACGUGGUUAAGAAGCACCAUUUAUGUCUUGAUCUGGCAACUUAUACUCUUUUAAUCCAUGGAUUCUGCAGAGGAAACAAAUACGAGAGGGCAUACCAGCUUUUCAAGGAAAUGAUAGGUCAAAAUAUAAAACCUAGAUAUGUAACAUGCUCAUUGCUUUUGAAAGAAAUGAGAGAGAAAAACAUGUAUGGUGCAGCCGAGAUGAUUGAAGACGUUAUGAAGAAAAUGAAAUCGCCUGGACAGAAAAACUGCAGCAAUCCUGCUUCUAAUGAAGUUUGAAAAAUGCUCAUUUAUAGAAUUGGCCACUGUGCAGCAAUCCUGCUUUGACUGAAGUUUGAAAAAUGUUGCUCGAUGGGAGAGACAGGGCAACCAGAUAAGUUAAUGUUUCCAUGACAUGUCCCAUCAGGGAUGGGAACUGCAUUCCAAGUGAGAUCAGUCCAGAUUCGUGUUAGGUGGGCAUUUGGCGCAUAAUGUUCCAAGUGGUGGUUGGAGACUUGGAGCCAUCUUACGAGAUAUUGAGCCAGAGCCAAGACUAGAACCUUUAAAAUUCGAAAAUUUGAAAGCAAAGACAAAGGCAUCAACAUCCUGUGGAGAUAUUUUGGUUUAUAAUGAAUUAUCAGCCCAACAUACUACCAUCAAACAUAGUGUACAUCUGCAUAUGCUAACAAAGAAAGUUUCAAAAUUAUCAUCCAAUUUAUUAAUUUCAAUUUAGAUUAGUGCACCUAUAUAAUAAAUCUGCCUCUUUGACCUUGGUAGUUAUUUAGGUGUUGGACUGUAAUUACAAUGUUCGAUUUGAUGAAUUAAAUAAGUCUGAAUCUUAUGAA